Molecule: messenger RNA, 1948 nt
Organism: Melanotaenia boesemani (Boeseman's rainbowfish)
Lineage: Eukaryota; Metazoa; Chordata; Actinopteri; Atheriniformes; Melanotaeniidae
Gene: syt4
Product: synaptotagmin IV
Exons: 5
Coding region: 271-1686 (471 amino acids)
Biological process (GO): vesicle fusion; cellular response to calcium ion; regulation of calcium ion-dependent exocytosis
Cellular component (GO): synapse; axon; membrane
Molecular function (GO): clathrin binding; calcium ion binding; SNARE binding
Source: RefSeq, a predicted model, not a curated record
GGAGAGAGAGAGGGGUGUUGCCGCUUCUGAGACACACUCACGCAUCACAGAGUAACAGCAGCAGGGCGGGAACAGAGCGUCCCUCCAUCCUUCUCUGUAGGAAAACAAGGUUGUUAUUUUAAUUAUUGAAACCAUACAAACAUCUUUUAUAUUAUUAAACACUAUCAAACCGAGAUUUUUGCGAGAUACCCAGCACCUCGCCAACAGGAGAUCGACCUCGCCGUGAGCAGAAGCUGGUGUGAGACCCUUUCAGCACCUUGGACAGCGAACAUGGCUCCAAUGUUGGAGGAUGGAGCUCAGCCUGUGGCAGUGCCCAUAGGUGUUGCUGUGGUGAGUGUUUUUGGCCUGGUCUUCACCGCAUCAGCCUUUGCUUGGAUCUGUUGCCAACGCAAAAACACAAAGUCCCAGAAGACACCUCCCUACAAGUUUGUGCACAUGCUUAAAGGGGUCGACAUCUACCCAGAGAGCCUCAGCGGGAAGAAGAAGUUUGCAGCGCCUGCCACCCCAACGACUAACGACACUAGUAAAACUGAUGUUAAUGGCAACUGCCACACUGCACCUAUGAGUCCGUCUGGCACCACUAAGCUGGCCACAACUCCAAAUGGUUCCAGAUCGGCUCUGCAUCUGGAUCUUGAGAAGCGUGACCUGAAUGGGAACUUCACCACCAAGCCUUUUCACCACCACCAUCAGAAGGUGCGAAGUUCCCCAGACCUGGAACUUCCCUCUCCCCAUGCUGGUUUCACCCAGCCUGGUGUGAUGGACCGCCGUGACCUUCCUUCACCAUCCAGCAACCUCUCCAGCCAGGCACCCACCCCAGCUGUCGACCGGCCACAGGGGGAGGAGAAAGAGGGUGGCCUUGGGACCCUCCAUUUCUCCCUUGAAUACCAGCCAGAGAGGAAGGCAUUCAUUGUCCAUAUUAAGGAAGCCCAUGGUCUCACCCCAACUGAUGAGCAGUCAUUGACCUCUGACCCCUACAUCAAGCUGACGCUGCUGCCAGAGAAAAAGCACCGAGUGAAGACUAGAGUUCUGCGGAAGACUCUAGACCCUGCCUUUGAUGAGACCUUCAGCUUCUACGGGAUCCCUUUGGCCCGGGUGUCCGAGCUGGCCCUUCACUUCAUGGUGCUGAGCUUUGAUCGAUUCUCUCGCGAUGAAGUCAUCGGAGAGACCCUUGUACCUUUGUCUGGAAUCGACUUGUCAGAGGGGCGUGUCCUAAUGAGCCGAGAGAUUAUUAAGAAGAAUGUCAAGAAAACCUCAGGCCGAGGGGAAUUACUGCUCUCACUGUGUUACCAGUCUACCACCAACACUCUGACCGUGGUUGUUCUCAAAGCUCGUCAUCUGCCCAAGACUGAAAACAAUGGACCCACAGAUCCAUACGUCAAGGUGAACAUGUAUCAGGGAAAGAAGCGCAUAUGCAAGAAGAAGACCCACGUGAAGAAGUGUUCCCCCAACCCGGUCUUUAAUGAGCUCUUUGUCUUUGAUCUGCCCUCCGAAGAGGGUUUGAGGGACACCAGCGUGGAGCUGCUGCUGAUGGACUCAGAUAAUAGCAACUCACGCUGCCCCAACAAUGUUAUCGGUCGCCUGGUGUUGGGUACAUCGGCACCAGGAACCCCUGGUGAGCACUGGAGGGAGAUCUGCGACCAUCCGCGUCGGCAGAUUGCCAAAUGGCACGCCAUGUCAGAGGACUAGAGAGCUGGGGUGUUGGUGGAUUAUGUCAUCCAUAUCUGACCUGGUGCGAACUCGAUAGGGAUGGAAUGAGAAUGGGCAGGAUGUGACGUCCUGCAGGACAGUACCUUUGGACUUUAAAUGAGGAAGGGUGGGGGAAAAGGGAGGGGACUUUUAUUGUACUGGAGAGGAUCAUUUGAAGUGAUGUCAUCAUUAAGCCAAUCAUUUAUUCACAUAUGUUUGAAGUUAUUGGGGUUUAGUUGGAUGGCAGGGCAUGAUGAUGGUG